Molecule: messenger RNA, 1333 nt
Organism: Platichthys flesus (European flounder)
Lineage: Eukaryota; Metazoa; Chordata; Actinopteri; Pleuronectiformes; Pleuronectidae
Exons: 6
Coding region: 31-1071 (346 amino acids)
Biological process (GO): response to bacterium
Source: RefSeq, a predicted model, not a curated record
UCAACGACUGUCUGAAGAGGAUUCAUUAAAAUGCUGAUCUUAUUCCAACUGCUGCUGCUGCUCGGAGCGACGCGAAGCACAUUCAAUCAGAUCUUUGAGACAAAGACUGCUGCUGUCGGAGAUGAAUUGAAGUUUACGUGCCGCCGCCAGAAGACGGAUUUCGGAGCCAAACUUUUUUGGAUCCGGCUUGUUUCUGGAAACUUGCCUGAAUUCUUGGGAGGAACACAUUCCUUUGAUGAUGAUGGUGUUAAUGAGACUCCUCACUUUACAGUCAAACAAGAGCCUGGAAGCUUUGUUCUAUACAUUAACAAAGCAGAGCCGAGUGAUGCUGGAGGUUACUACUGCAUGGAACACAAAACACUUGAAGUGAAUCUAUUGAGUGGAACAUUUCUGAAAAUUAAAGGACCAGAACCUGAUAUAACUGCCGUCAUUCAAGUCCGUCCAUCUGACCCGGUUGGUUCAGGAGACUCUGUGACUCUGCAGUGUUCCGUCCUGUCCGGCUCUGACAACCGAACAUGUCCAACAUAUGACAAGCUGUACUGGUUCAGAGCUGAUGAAUCUCAUCCCAGUUUAGUUUAUGUUCAUGGCAGUAGUGGUGAUGAAUGCAACAGGAGCCUUGAAGCUCACCCGACCCACAGAUGUGUCUUCAAUUUCUGUAAGAGUUUUAGUUCCUCUGAUUUUGGGACUUAUUACUGCGCUGUGGUCACAUGUGGAGAGAUUUUAUUUGGACGAGGAAUAAAACUGGAAAAUGAAGUGGUCAACGUCUGGAAUGAACAGAAGGCCAAUACAGUUCUGUGUCUGUUAAGUGCUGCAUUGGCAAUAAGCCUGAUUGUUGUUGUUGUCUUGUUCAAGAAGAAAAUGUGUGAUUGUUGCAAAGAUGGAGUUUCUUUACAAACAGAGGCUGCAGCAGUCGGUGGUAAUCUGCCAAGUCAGCAGAGACACGAGGACUCAUUGGUUUAUUCUGCACCGACCUUCUGCAGGAGGAAGGCUGGCAAAACAACUGGGAGAGGAAAUGUAAAACCUGCAGAUAAAGAAACGGUCUACUCUGAUGUCAGAGCAUAUGCGAUAUGAUUUAUGAUAAAAUAGCUAUUAUCAUUCAUGGCUUGAACAUUGUCAAAAGAACAGUCAUUCACAUAAAGUGUCACAUCUGAUGUUAAUAACAAUAUUUGGAUCGUAUUAAAUUAUAUUUGUAUAAAAACACAUUUGCAAUUGCUUCUGGUGACAGCCGACAGAGCUGAGUGUUUACAAUUUCUCAUCAUCUUUCACUUUUCAAGGUCAAUCGUGUUUCUACUCAAACUGGCUUUUGAAAAUAAUCAAACUUUCACACUUUCUC